UGAGAGACAGACAGAGAGAGGGAGAGAGAGAGAGAUUAAUAACUCAAAUUCACAGUUGAGAGAUAGCCUGCCAAUUGAGAUGGCUGAAGUAGGAGAUCAGUAUAGACUUAGGCAGAAGAUUCCGAGAAACCGCUGAGAAAUAAACAAAAGAAAAAAGUAACAGGAUAAAGAGAAACGACUGAAGAUCUCGAGCUUUAUAAUUGUAAGGCCCGGCAACACUGUGAGAAGUGGACUGGCGCGAUGGGGACAUGGCAACAUCACGGAGAGCGGGACGCCCGUUACCGAGUUACCCCUCAGGUGAUCGGUUGCACUAUGCUGGGAUGCGUCUGUGAGAGUUUCCAGCCGGAGAAGGCCAACCUGAGAUCGUGUGGCCAGUGUCAGCAUGGCUGGGUCGUCCAUGCCCUGAGUAAGCUGGGCACUCCACCUGUGCUGGGUGUGCGUCAGGUGGAAGCGGUGCGAGCGUCGCAGGUUUAUGACAUCAGCAGUCUGAUGUUGUUCGGCGCACAGGCAGUACCCACGCGCAUGAAGAUCCUUCUGGAUCGCCUCUACAGUGUACUGCCCCCUGCUGACGUCAGGAACAUACUACACUCAUUAGGCUGGACCCUCAGGGACUAUGUCAGAGGAUACAUACUGCAGGACACUCUGGGUCGGGUUCUAGAUCGAUGGGUGAUGAUGUCACUCGAGGAGGAGGCAAUGACCCUGCAGCAGUUCAUGCGCUUUGGCGAAACUCGCCCCAUCGUGGAGCUCAUGGGGCACCCGGGCCAUGACCUCAACAUUGCCACGGCAACCAGGCCAAACUCUGACAUCCGCUACUUCAUUGAGUGCAGUAGUCAGUCACGUGGUGCUGUGUCACCGUUGGGCGGGGCCAAUCACAGCUUGCACCACUUUGAGAACCAGCAGGGGGCGUGUGUGUCCCUCCUCUCGCCCGUCCCGUUUGGCACACACACACUCACAGACACACACACACUCACACAAACACCUGCGCUCACACACACACAGGGCCACGCCAGACUCAGCAGCCAAUUAGAGCAGGCGUCAAAGACCAACUCACCAAUCAGGGAUGGCCACGGUAAGGGAGGUAGUUUUGACGGGGAGGAGGUGAAAAGACAAAGAACUAGUGAAAAUAAAAGAGAGAGUAGGGGAAGUGGGGAGGGAACAGGAGUGGAAAGAGGUAGAGAGAGAGGAGGGGAGGAAAGAGAAAGUGGCCUCUGUGACAUCAACACAUUCUGGCCUGCUUGGGGUUACUGUUACCAGGGCACCAGACUAUUACGAUAA
This is a messenger RNA of Clupea harengus (Atlantic herring), 1275 nucleotides long. RefSeq names its product zinc finger protein basonuclin-2-like. Gene Ontology annotation, cellular component: nucleus. The transcript has 5 exons. Bases 241 to 1275 code for a protein of 344 amino acids. Lineage: Eukaryota; Metazoa; Chordata; Actinopteri; Clupeiformes; Clupeidae. The record is from RefSeq and is a predicted model, not a curated record. Gene Ontology annotation, biological process: regulation of DNA-templated transcription.